Messenger RNA from Nicotiana tabacum (common tobacco), 600 nucleotides. Its product is annotated as PLASMODESMATA CALLOSE-BINDING PROTEIN 5. NCBI's taxonomy places the organism in Eukaryota, Viridiplantae, Streptophyta, Magnoliopsida, Solanales, Solanaceae. The record is from RefSeq and is a predicted model, not a curated record.
CCAAACCCCCAAAGUAAGUCACUCUUACUUUGCUACACAGAAGUAUGUCAAUUGCUAUCCCAAGAGUUUUUCUUGCUCUACUGCUUUUGAUGUUUAUUACAAAAAAUUCAGUGAAUGGGCAGCUAGAAGAAUGGUGUGUAGCAGAUGAGCAAACACCAGACAAUGAGUUGCAGGUGGCAUUAGAUUGGGCAUGUGGAAAAGGGGGUGCAGAUUGUAGCAGGAUUCAAAAGGACAAAGUUUGCUAUUACCCGAACACUGUAAAAGACCAUGCUUCUUAUGCCUUUAAUAAUUACUUUCAGAAGUAUAAGAAGAAAGGUGGAAGUUGUUUCUUCAAUAAUGCUGCCAUGAUUACUCAAGUUGAUCCUAGUUAUAAUUCUUGCCACUACGGGUACAUGCCCUAGUGCUUAUUGCUUUUCAAUCUGUUAAUGCCAAGUUUAGGUUUCAUCAUUUAAGCCAAGAAAGAUAGUCCAGGACAUUAAACAACUGACUAUGUUCUGGAUUUGAGUAAUUGGAAUUCAAUAUGUUGUAGCCAUUUUUGCAACUGAAAGUUUGAGAUAUCAGCUGCUUGUCAUGCAAUAGUGACAUGCAUUAAUUUAUCUA